UUGUUUCAAAGCUCUUGCUUCAGUUUACAGACAGUGUUUUCGAGAAUUUCGCAUACACACAUUGUUAUAUUAAUAGAGAAUCAUGUAUUAAUUUAAUUCUUAGUUAAUUCUGUUUAAACGCUGCAUUUAAAACGCUAAAUAUUUGAGACACAUGACAGAGCUCACAGAUCAUUUCCAGAGAAUCCUGUCGCUUAUCCGUGACGAGUUCUAGUCAAUUACAAAAUGCGGGCGAGCGAGCCAAGCCUAAAUUUCACCAUAAAACUGGGUCAGUAUAAAGUACCCGUUAACCGGCCAGUCGAGUUUCAAUCGCUCAGGAAGGAGGCACAUCUCGAGGAGAUGUCCUCUUGUUUUGCUUGAACGCCAGACAAGAUCAAGAACGCAACAUGAUGAGGGCCGCCCGCUGGCUGUUGCUGAUCAUCGUCCUCGCGCAAUCAUGCUCGCUCCGAGAAUCGAGAGCCGACGAGGGUUUCACGACAAGGGGAAUCGUUAGCGGUGAUCUCGAAGAUCUCUCGAGAUCGCAGGAAGAUCUGGAGCAACUGCGGGUACUGUUGAGGCAAGCCGCGAAUUCUUCGGCAGCGGAAAACGGCACGGUCACCGCGACCAGACAAGGACCCUGUCAGUGCGUCGGCGGUAUCUGUGGAUGUUGUUCGAGGAUCCUGUACGACACGUGGAAACAAAAAGCCUGCGUGAACGUCACGUACGAUCCUGACGAGUUCAGCUUCACCGCCAAUAUCAUGAUGAACGACAGAGUUCUUUAUACACGAACUGUUUCUGGAAAGAACCCUAGACCAAUAUGUGUUCCUGUUCCAAGGCUACCGAUCGUCAGGGCGUGCGUCAGAUUUUAUAAUAUAUAUUUCCAAGGCAGAAAUAUUCAUCUGUGUCUCAAUAUGGAAGGAAAAUUCCAGGAUACUACGCUAUUUAAGGUUAGUUUAGAUUGUCUUAGAUUUGGUUCAAACGGAUUAGCCCUGUUAAAGCCAGAAGACGGAGGUGGUUUAGGCCAAGUAGAAAUUUUUCCGGAAGAUGUGGACGAUAAUGCCGACUACGAUGACGAGGACGAUGAUGACGACGAUGAUGAUGAUGACGACGACGACGAUGACGACGACGACAUAUUUUAA
Molecule: messenger RNA, 1115 nt
Organism: Wasmannia auropunctata (little fire ant)
Lineage: Eukaryota; Metazoa; Arthropoda; Insecta; Hymenoptera; Formicidae
Exons: 3
Coding region: 384-1115 (243 amino acids)
Source: RefSeq, a predicted model, not a curated record